Molecule: messenger RNA, 1959 nt
Organism: Cutaneotrichosporon cavernicola
Lineage: Eukaryota; Fungi; Basidiomycota; Tremellomycetes; Trichosporonales; Trichosporonaceae
Gene: LDB17
Exons: 3
Coding region: 1-1959 (652 amino acids)
Biological process (GO): actin cortical patch assembly; endocytosis; actin cortical patch localization
Cellular component (GO): actin cortical patch
Molecular function (GO): Arp2/3 complex binding
Source: RefSeq, a predicted model, not a curated record
AUGCCACGCGACCCACCAGUCCCCCACGCACACGCCGUGCCAUACGACCGCACACAUUCGCGGCGGCGAUCGCGCGACCCACCCACCGAACAUAACGGGAACGGGAACGGGAAUGGGAAUGGAAACGCUCCACACCCAAACGGCAAUGGUGCGCUGCUGGCCGUGAGCCCCGCUGCGCCACUGCGAAUGAGGUUCGAGAACCAGCACGCAUUCUUCGAAGAACUAUACCGGCUUCUCAGCCAACCCGACGGCGUGGGCACGCUCGAGGAACUCGACGAGAUCCUCAUCCAGUAUGUCCGACUUUGUGGACAAUACCACGACGACUUUCUGCGAGACCCCGAAGAUAUUCGGCGCGCCAUGGAACUGCUCCUCGACUCGGACUUGUUUCAAUACAACGACCAGCGAAUGGUGGGGAUCAUGAUGUCGCAGGCAGUGGAUAUCACGAACCCCCACGAGCUGUACAUCUGGGACUAUCUCAUUGCGCACUACGGCCAGCGACAUCCCUCAUUGUUUCGUUCUCACCGGAAAUGGGCUAAACUCCUACCUACGCUCAUGGAGACGAUUGACGUCGAGCCAGACGACGACGGGUGGGUGGACGGCCUGCCGCCCAUCGAGCACCGCCUACACCUCCCCGCCACGCAGCUUCUGUACGAAGUGUGCCGGGUGAUGCGUCUCACCGAGACCGAGCUCGACCAAUUCAACGACACGUUCAUCGACCACCUGUUUGACAUUGUCGAGCAGUCACGCAGCGACCGCGACGACGUCUUAGGACAAGCGGUGGUCAAGCUCAUCCUCGCGCUGAACGAACAGUUCAUGGUGUGGUCGUUGCCAAAGCAUCACAAGAAGCCCGAGCGGUUGCGUUGCUCGUCGCACUCGAAUCUCUCAGCGGAGAAGGAAUCUGAACCCGAGCUUGGACCCGUCGGACUCGUCGCUCCCAGGUCCGCUAGGCGGCCACGCGCUCACAGCGUCGCUCCCGUCUCCGUUGCCAGUAUCAUGAACGAGCGGGCCACGGUGGAAGUGGGUGUGGUCGAGGAGACAAAGAAACACAACCGUGUGCUCGUUGUGCUCAUGCGGCGGUUGGGAAACAGCAAGGCUUUCGGCGAAUUCAUGUGCUUUAUGCUCAACCGCGCAGAGAAUGUUGAGACGCCCGAGGGUCUUGGCGCUCAGCUCAUCAUCCUCAAGAUGCUUUACUUGCUCUUCACAACCCCAGGCACACAGGAGUACUUCUACUCGAACGAUCUGCACGUGGUUAUCGACGUGUUUAUCCGCAUGCUCAUCGACCUCCCCGACGAGCUCAACCAGCUGCGGCACACAAUGCUCCGUGUGCUGUACCCGCUGAUAUGCAACUCGCAGAUGAAGGAGGACACGUACAAACGCUCUCAUCUAAAGCUGGUGCUCGACUCUCUUGUUGCGAACGAGCACAUCCGCGACGUCGACCCUACUACCAAGCGGCUCGUGAACCGCUGCCUCUCUGCGGUCAAGGACUGCGAGAAUUGCGCUCCCGGUUUGGAGCCACCUGUCCUCCUCAAGCCGCGCCGCCUGUCACCCGACAUUACUGUCAACCUUGGAUCGCUGAUAGCGGCGCUCCCUCAACCCAACAAGUCGCCAUACACCGACGUCAACCCGGUGCGUGUGACGAGCCUGAUCGACGUCUCGGCUGGCGCAGUCGAGCGUCCCGGUUCAGCUGCGAGCACAAAUGUCGAUUCGCCUGUCGACCGCUCUGCAUCAGGCACGCCAGUCCCGGUGAUCCGGUCACGCGCGCGGCGCAAGGCCCCCGCCCCUCCUGCCCAGAGAAAAUACUCGACAAGCAGCGUCAUGUCAAGCACGAGCACAUGCCCAAGCGACUACGACGACAGUAUCCCUGCCCAGUCCCCGGGCCUCGUAGACAUGGGUGCGAGCAACGUACCACCCCCAAUCGUAGAGGUAACCCGCCCCGAAUGGGUGACCUUUACAGCCUAG